UUUCUGGAUUCGACAGAUGAAUAUUAAGGAAAAGGAGCAGAAUAAACUUCUAGGAGAAAGUUUCCCUCGCUGCUCUGGUGGAUUUCACUCCUUCUCUUCUGCCGUUCCUCGUCUCAUUCUUUCAUGUGACCUUCAAUUGAGUCGGAAUUUUUGGAACCUGCUCAGGAAUUCUUGAGGACAAGGCGUCGGUGAUCUCCUCCCUCUCUAUGACACACCUCUCUGUGACCUAUAAAAGCCCAUCCCAUCCUUGUAGGUAUAUCUAACAUGAGGAGCAGAGUGCUAUCAUCAAUCUAUGUCAGAAGCAGUAGGAUCACAACCAGCUAUGUAAAGGAGUUGCACAUACUCUGCAGCAGCAAAAUGAUAUCUUCUAUCAAUGGAGCAUUGUGCCGGGCAGCAUGGAGUCAUUGUUGCCCUGUUCUUGACUCUCAGGCUUGGGCGUUGGCAUUGUCAAGAAGCGGAAAUCUUCCCACCAUUCAACCUAGAAAUUCACAGUGAUUCAGCGCACCAGCGUUUACUAGUGGAAUGGAAUGUGAGCAAAAAGCCGAACGAGACCGUUACCGACAUAAUGUAUCACAUCCAGGUGACCAGGUCUGAAAACAGGAAUGUAAUCACAAAUAAAUACUUGAAACCAGACCUUUCCAGAAGUGGAAGGACUUUCAGCUGGACCUGGGAUUCUCAGCUUCCUUGAAUGUGACUCCCAUUCUGUCCGUAUUCGGAGUAAAGGUGUAGGAACUGUUCCCACAGCGGAAAUGAACUGGAGUGAAUGAGUCCUUGGAAAACCCAUCAUGGACAGAACAGAGGGAGAACCCGCGCAGUAAUUUACCCGCGUGACCGGGUGGUUCUGGAGGGGUCCGAUGUCACUUUUUGCUGUUUGCCCGGACAGGAUCAGACUGUACAGGGAAUGACCUACAGUAGUCGUGCGGUGACGCCAUCCCUCGACAUGGGAACGGACAGUUAUGUGAUCACAGUAAAAAAUGUCACGAUUACAAAGUCGGAUGGAAGCAAUGUCCAAUGUAUGGUGGAUAAGAAAAAUAACGAAGCCACUCCCGGGACUGUGCUUAUCGUCAGCAGAUUACCAGACAAACCCAAGAACUUCUCAUGUGAAACCCAAGAUCUGCUGUCUUUAAGAUGCAGCUGGAACCCUGGAUCAAUGCAUAACUUUCUUAGGAUUCUCAGGGUCAAUUACGUCCUACAAGAAUGGUUUUCCAUGAAAAACUAUACCUGCCUCAGAGAUCACUGCGAUUGGACGAUUCAGAAGAACCAGCAAAUGUAUAACUUUACAUUGACUGCUAAAAAUGUAAUGGGGGAGAGAAGCACCAGCUCCAUUGUAUAUCUACAUGAGAGAGUUCUACUUCUGGCUCCUUCCAGUCUGAGAGCGGAUGACGUGAACGCCUCCCACAUCACACUAACCUGGUCUCUGAGAGCAGAUUACACUUCUCUUCAGAUCCAUUGUCAGGUGGAUCUUCAGGAGGACCUGGUCAAUCUAACGACUAAAGGAAAACUUCCAACCGAGAUAUACAGAGUCAUCGUCAGCGGGUUACAGCCGUAUACACAGUACAACCCGAGAGUGCGCUGUAUGGCGGCAUCGUCACUGGCAGGGUGGAGCAAAUGGAGUUACCUUGUGGUCAGGACGCAGGAAGACGCGCCUGCAGGAGCUCUGGAUGUAUGGAGACGUAUUGAUGAUGAUGAUGAUAAACGGAUUGUGACCCUCUACUGGAAACCGUCGUCACUAUUUAGGGCGAAUGGAAAUAUCUCUCACUAUAUUAUAAAAUUCUGGCCACUAGAAGGCACUCCUGUGGAAAGAGAGAUCAGCGGCUCAGACGUGAACAGCUCCCGAUUUUCUAUAGGAAGGCAGGCUUAUGCUGUCAGCGUCACCGCCCAUAAUAAAGCUGGAGGAUCGCCGCCUGCGGAACUGAGGAUCCCUGCAAACAACAGAAAUGGCGCAGAGCAGAUAGUAGUUGAGAGAACAUACAGUAAAGAUGGAGAAAUUUACCUAUCAUGGCAGCAGGAGCGUGGUGCACGUGGAUAUGUGGUGGAAUGGUGCCCUGCGCCCAGAUCUCCUCAUUGUGACCUUCAAUGGAAAAAGUACAACUCCAGCGUCCAGAGCGACGUCAUUAGAUCACAUGUCUUCAGACCAGGAGUGAGAUACGACUUCAGAAUAUACGAAUCUAUGGCAGAUGGAGAACACCUCCUGAAGAAGAAGGAGGGCUACACAGAGGAACUGGUAUCUUCUGUGAAGCCGAAUGUGAAAAUCACCAGCAUCGAACCCAGGUCAAUGUUCUUGGAUUGGUCGCCAUAUCCAACGGAUGAAACUCAGGAAGGAUUUAUUAUCGGAUACAAUGUCUAUGUGACCGAAACUAAAGAGAAGGACUGCCACCUGGAGAAAGCCGACGAACGCACACAGCUUGGUGACUUUCAUGUCUGCAGAUUUUAUAUUGGAGAUCCCCAUAAAAUGCACAUCAGGAUCAAUGGUCUAAAACCAAAUGGAAAAUAUGAGGUCGCUGUUGUGGCCAUCACUGGUGGAGGAGAAACUUCUGCAGAAUUUUCUAAAGCUCAUACCCCCUCUGACACCGGAGCAGCGCUACUCUCUAUAAUUGUGCCGAUCAUAACCGUGUCAGUGCUGGCACUAAUCCUACUAUUUCUAGGAUGCUGGAAACGGGCCUGGCUCAAGAGAAUAUGUCUUCCUGAUAUUCCAGACCCUAACAAGAGCAAAAUAUUUUCCUUCCCAGGAACAAAGAAUGCAUUGAAUAGAAAUAUCCUACUGACCCCCAACCAUGAACCUCAAAUGGUGGACAUUGUCAGCAUCCAGGAACAGUGUCGACAUAAACCACAUGAAGACCCAAAAGAGUCCUCCGAACAUCAACUACAUGAGAUCCACAGCAACAUCCAGAUGAAAGAAGGAAGCGAGUGUGACGAAGACGUCAGCGAAAGUUAUGUUCCUUGUGAUGAUGAGCUUCUUGUGAUGAACUCUUUCUAUGCACCAAUGAAUGAUCCAUCAUAUGACUCCCAGUCACUUCCCCACCUGGAGUUCUUCAACCAGAACUACACCAGCACAACGGAUGGAAGAGAGGACACAAGUGCAGCAGGAUACAGACCUCAGAUGAACACGGCACAAGUACAUAGUCUGCCCUACACUGUGCAGUCUAUGCAUUCAGAAGCAGGACUUGAUAAUACAUCCAUCUGCUUUAAUAGCAUUGGUUAUGGUAGUGAACCGAUGAGCCCGACCUCUGUGGGGUCAACUGCAUUCAUACUAGUAGACUGAUGGGAACUUUAUCUGCAUUAAAUUGUUGGACUUUAAAAAGACACUUAGGCAUUAAACGUAGACUUUAAGUAAAUGUUUAUGUACUGUAGCUUCAAUGGGGAAUGUUCAUUAGAAGACAUGGACCUGUAGAUGAAACCUGAGAAAAAGUUGCCUUGUUCCUUCUCCCAACUGAUCAAGUACAGUUCAUAUGUUCUUGAUUGCCGUAGCACACUUGUCAUGGUAUAUAUAUCUGACCCUGGUCAACUCGAAAAUUGUCCUCCUUCUCUAUGCGUCUCCCUUACUACCUCAAACCAUAAAGUUCAUCCUCAUCUUCACAUGUAUUGCUGCACUAGACCUUGUGUCCCACAUCCCCCACUUAUGCCUACUCUUAUUGCUUUUGACACAUCUAAUUUCAGCUCCAGGACCCACUAUUGUAUCCCUUCAUUGCUGAUCAGGUUCUCCAAACACCUGAUCCAGAGCCUGGUCUUGGGAGGGGCACUUUCCGAUUAUUUUCUGUCCGCCGCCACAAGACUACACAGUGUAGAGGUAUACUGUAUAUUGUGUGGCAC
Bufo bufo (common toad) is the source of this 3810-nucleotide messenger RNA. It is a transcript of the gene OSMR, whose product is annotated as oncostatin M receptor. Gene Ontology annotation, molecular function: cytokine binding; oncostatin-M receptor activity; ciliary neurotrophic factor receptor binding. The coding region runs from base 764 to 3262 and encodes 832 amino acids. The record is from RefSeq and is a predicted model, not a curated record. The transcript is spliced from 19 exons. Gene Ontology annotation, biological process: positive regulation of cell population proliferation; cytokine-mediated signaling pathway. Lineage: Eukaryota; Metazoa; Chordata; Amphibia; Anura; Bufonidae. Gene Ontology annotation, cellular component: external side of plasma membrane; signaling receptor complex.